This is a messenger RNA of Tachyglossus aculeatus (Australian echidna), 1013 nucleotides long. RefSeq lists its product as uncharacterized. The record is from RefSeq and is a predicted model, not a curated record. The transcript is spliced from 4 exons. NCBI's taxonomy places the organism in Eukaryota, Metazoa, Chordata, Mammalia, Monotremata, Tachyglossidae. Bases 1 to 753 code for a protein of 250 amino acids.
AUGGUGCGCGCAGAAAAGCCCGAAGUGGCGCAAGCGCAGACGGCCCCAAAUCCGAGCCUGCUCUCGCGCGCAUGCGCGCACGGUCCCGCCCCGUCCUCUUCGGAGGCGCGCGUGCGCGAGAGUGGUCCGCGGCGGCCCUCCCCGUUUCUCUGUCCGUCCCCUCCGUGCGCUCCCUGGGAAGGACGUUGCCCGCGGAGACGAGCCUUCUCGGCCUGGUUGGAAGCCACGGCCCUCGGCUCCGACGCGGGGGCCCCCCGCACCCCGUUUUCUGGGGUGUGUGUGUGUGUGCGCACGCGCGCCAGAGAUUCCCCUCAGGCCGCCAUCUUCAGCCGUCCCCCCCUUCGUUGUCCAGGACAACGCGCUCAGUACAGUACCGCCGCUGCUGAUGCUGAGGGAGACCCCCUUCCAGGGAGACAGGGCUUCUGUCCCAUCCUGGCUGGUGUGGUACAUUGUCUGGCCCUGGGGGCCCCCUGCACCAGCAUGCUCCUGGAAGCCAGCACGGGCGGGUUGAGGAAGAGGCCUGAGAAGUCCUUGGGCUCCGGGUCUCCAGCUGUGACCGUGGCAGUUUCAGCGGGAGUUGGCUACGGUGACUAUGGGACCAUCACUCGCAGGAGUGUGACCGGUGACGACUCAGGAUUCAGUCGCCGGGACCUGAGGGAUCCAAGCUCCAGGAUCGCCGGGCAGCCGUGGAUCCGCGGGCUGGUGACCUCACCCUGGCUUGCAGGGAGCCGGCGGGCCGGAAAACCUCUGUAGCCCGUGAAGGACGGCGUUGGCCAUCGCACCGGGUCCAAAAAUGGUGCAGCCGACGGGUGGGUGGUACUGGGGGACAAGUGGGUGCAGAAGAGAUGAGAGAGGAUGUAACCCAUUGCAGGGCGGAACCGGGUGUUCUGACUGGCCCUGCUGGGUGAGGGAGCCGGAGACAUAGCGAGGGUGGAGAGGAAGUCGCCUCAGGCCGUGGGUAAAGGACGGCUCUGGGCAUUGGACCCAGAGCAAGGGCGUCAUGGUGGUGUACG